UUCCGGGUUAGAGGAUAUUGGAUUGUGGUAUAGUUGUAGAUCUUUUCUGGGGGCCGUGGUGCAGCACUCCAGAUGACAGAGAGACCUGGGGAUACACGUCGAAUUCCGUGGGAGUGACCUGAAGAAGACAAUCCAAACACAGGGUGUUGCCUCCUUUUGCCCUUUCCGAGGAUUUCUCUGCUUUCUCUUCCCGUCUGGUUUUUCCGUGGUGCCUUUUUCCUGCCUUCUUUCGCUUGUGACGGCAGGUGGUCGGUCUCGUGCCCGCAAGGUCAAAGGCCGAAGAAUUGGUGGUUUCCGUACCGCGGCAAUCCGGGUCAGCGGACUUUGCCACGACUUGGUCUAAUGUGGGAUGCCUGCGGAAACUGGGGUACCGCCGGUGUACCCCAACCAAAACAGACGUCACACGCACCAAGGUUUUGCUAGGGAAACGAUGAAGGGUGUCCCAAGACCCCUCCUAAAACGCUGCCAAGGCACAACACACACUUUUCUCUCUUUCUCGAGUGAAGGAAUUACCCCUCCUCCCAAUGUGCCAAUGACUGACUUUCUUUGCUUCGCGGCUGACGCGCAACAAAAAGUCGAUCUCACAAAAAUUCUUUUCCCCUCACCUCUUCGUUGCGAAGAGGAAACCGUAGCAACAAUUCGACACCGGAUGCUUUGUUGUCCUCUUUGCUCCGUCUCACUUAUUGGACGGCUCCGAAUCACCGUGAGCUGUUCCCGAGCUCUCAAGAAUCAAGGUGUUCUUUCGGGGUUUUCGGUUCGGAGGAAGGUCGGUUUCGUAGUCGCGAAAAGAAGCGGACAGGAAGUGGUGGUGUUGCCACAGGAAUAAUUUCGGCUUUCAAACGAGUCAAAGGUUAUCUCUCGGAGAGUAGCCC
Molecule: messenger RNA, 872 nt
Organism: Xylona heveae TC161
Lineage: Eukaryota; Fungi; Ascomycota; Xylonomycetes; Xylonales; Xylonaceae
Exons: 1
Coding region: 350-826 (158 amino acids)
Source: RefSeq, a predicted model, not a curated record